Messenger RNA from Drosophila persimilis, 7912 nucleotides. RefSeq names its product protein eyes shut (gene eys). Gene Ontology annotation, biological process: heterophilic cell-cell adhesion; establishment or maintenance of epithelial cell apical/basal polarity. The record is from RefSeq and is a predicted model, not a curated record. Gene Ontology annotation, molecular function: calcium ion binding. The transcript has 14 exons. Bases 923 to 7546 code for a protein of 2207 amino acids. Gene Ontology annotation, cellular component: plasma membrane; protein-containing complex. Lineage: Eukaryota; Metazoa; Arthropoda; Insecta; Diptera; Drosophilidae.
GUUGUAGUCGCAGAAUCGCUUAAAGGAAAGUGGCCCCCAAAAACCAAACAACAACAACAACAAAAAGAAGAAACACACCGAACAAAAAGCCCCUCAUUAUCAUCGUAGUUACGGGGUGUUCCGAGUGCGGAGUGCAUUCCGAGAUCGAAAACAAAACCGCCCCUCGAAGGAUACGCCGGUGCAGUGUCCUGACGAGACCCAGAGACCACCAACAACAGUGAGAGAUUGUCCUUUUUUGUAUUUGUUUACAACCCGCGGUCAGGUCUAGGGCCCCGCGCCCUUCGCGGUCUCCGUGUUAGUUUGUGUGGUUUUUCCCCGCCCCUCAUAGGCCCCCUUCAGCCGCACUUUGUGUUUGUGUUGUGCUGCUGCAAAGUGGACGAUGCCAUGGCAACACAUUGCUAAUCGAUGACGUGACCAAAAAACCACCAAACAACCAACAAAAUAACUCUCGGCCAACACCGCAAGGCUCUUCACAUUUUGGGAUAACACUGGGAUAAAGACCCUCAACUGAUUUUGACUGCAAAUUGAAGUGGCUGCAAAAAUGUGAAGCAGCAGAAGAGCAGCAACGAGAAGGAAUAGAUAAAAUAACAAGGAAAAAGAUAGGAAGGAAAGAGGGGAAAAAAAUCAUAAACAAGAAUGCUGAGGAUGCGAAGGCGACGCAGAUUGCAUUCAAGGAGCGCCGCACUAGGAUAACCAGGGAGAGGUGGAACUGGACGUCGACGUCGACGUCGAUGUGGAUGUGGAUGUGGGGAUGUCCAACGGAACACAAACAAUUGUUGGGGACAAACAAUGAGAACUAAUAAAGCACUUAAGCGGAUAGACGAGCAGCAACAAGGACAAGGACAAAGACAUUCGACUGGAAGGCAGCUCAAGGAGCAGCAACAGCAUCAAUCAAAAGCACUUUUCAGGACCCACUGGGCGUAUGAUCAACGUGAUUCAGAUUGAUAAACAGACAAUGGAGGAAUCGCCUCAAAUGAGACGCGAAAUCGGUCGCAGACGUCCCCUUCAGAUGCAGCUGCAACGGCCAGACGUGGGGGAGGAGGGGGAGCAGGCGAGAGAGGAUGCCACACCGCUGACAGCCAACGGUUGCACCACCACGGGCCUGACUGCCACCACACAGAAGCCACCAUCAACAGCAACGGAUAUGCAACGAAACCACCUGCAAAAGAUGCCAACGACAAGAACCACAGCAACAGCAACAACAGCAACAACGGCAACAACAGCCACAGCCACAGCAACAAUAGAAAAACCAACGAUAAAACCCACUCCAAAUACUCCAUCGCAAACGGCAGUAUCCUGCUGCCCGGAAACAGCACCAACUUCAAGAUUAAACUCUGCCUGGACAUUAAGGAUAUUAGCAAAGUGCGGCAGCGGCGGCGGCAGCUUCCACUCCAGACUGCUGCUGCUGCUCGGCUUAUGCCUGGCCCUCCUGGUGGGUGGCGGCCAGGCCGGAUUUGCCUGCCUCAGCAAUCCCUGUGUGUUUGGCGUAUGCAUCGACGGCCUGAACAGCUCGUACUCGUGCUACUGCAUUGAUGGCUACACAGGGAUCCAGUGCCAAACGAAUUGGGACGAAUGCUGGUCGGGGCCCUGCCAGAACGGCGGGACCUGUGUGGACGGUGUGGCCUACUACAAUUGUACGUGUCCGGAAGGAUUUUCUGGAUCCCAGUGUGAGGAGAACGUCGAUGAAUGCAUGUCGAAUCCCUGCCAGAAUGGCGGACAAUGCCGGGACCGGACCAAUGGCUAUAUAUGCACCUGCCAGCCGGGCUAUCUGGGGGAUCACUGCGAGCUGGAUGUGGCCGUCUGCGAUACGGGCACCGGGGCCCGUUGCCAGCACGGAGGUGAAUGCAUGGAGGGGCCCGGCCUGGAGUUCACCUGCGACUGUCCUGCCGGCUGGCACGGACGCAUCUGUCAGGAGGAGAUCAACGAAUGCGAGUCGUCGCCGUGUCAGAACGGCGGCGUUUGUGUGGACAAAUUGGCGGCCUAUGCCUGUGCCUGCCCCAUGGGCUACACGGGCAUCAAUUGCGAGGAGGAGAUACUCAUCUGUGCGGACAAUCCCUGCCAGAACAAUGCCCUCUGCCUCAUGGAGGAGGGUAUACCCACGUGCUACUGUGUGCCGGACUACCACGGCGAGAAGUGCGAGUACCAGUACGACGAGUGCCAGCUGGGGCCGCGUUGCAUGAACGGCGGCGUCUGCAUCGAUGGCGUGGACACCUUCUCCUGCUCCUGCCCGCCCCUGUUGACGGGCAUGCUCUGCGAGUGUCUGAUGGUGGGCGAGGAGUCCUUGGACUGCAAUUACACGGCCCCGGCCACGCAGGCACCAGCCACACGGGCCACAACCACGACUUCCACGCUGGCACCGCCCACGGUGCGGCCUGUCACGCCGCCAGAGACGACCCUGCCACCGCCCGUACCCGAAGAGCCCGUGGAGCCGCCCGUGGAGCCGCCCGUGGAGCCGCCUGUUGCCGCCACCACCGAAGCGCAGGCUGUCUCGGAGGAGGUUUCGGUGGAGAUUAGACCACUGACAAUGGCACCACCCGAGAGCGGUAGCCACAGUGUCUCCGUGGAGCAAACCACAGUGGGUCCAGAGGUGCCGGAACCAGAGCCGGAACCCCAGCCAGGAACUACCGCCACCCCGGGAGUGAGUGCUUCAGCUUCUGCUGGUUCCUCCUCUGAGGAAACACCCAGCAUCUACACCACUCUGCCGCCUCUGCCAGGUGCACCGCGCACCACAUCGUCUUCGGCGGAGGCCUCUGGGGAGGUCGUCGUCACGUCCGAGGAAUACACAACUGUCCCUCGCUUCGAGGUGAGUGCCAGCGGCAGUGGCAGUGCCAGUGGCAGCGAGGAAGCCACCACAGUGCGACCCACUGCCCCGCCCAGCAUCACCAUUGCCGUGGACUAUGCCUCCUCUGCCUCCUCGAGCUCGGAGUCGGCGGAGCAGCAGCCCAUGGGCACCACGGCGGGGCCGAUCUUUGUGCAGCGCGUGACGACCAUCGAGACGAGCAUCUCUGUGGAUUACGGCAGUGCCACGCCCACACCAACGCCCUACUAUCCUCAGGAGACGACGACAUCGCGUGUGGUGCCCGUGCCCAGACCCACCUUUGCCCCAGAGCCCCCGCUGGGGGUGGAGGAGACAACGUCCACGCACCACUUGUGGACAGAGGUCUCCACCACAGCGGCUCCGUUCUUCACGGAGUAUCCGGCAGAGGUGCUGAUAACCACCCAUCGGACCAGCGCUGGCAGAUUCACGACCGUCCAGCCACCAGUCCGCGGCACGACCAUCUCCUCCCCCGAGGAAUACGAGACCCCCUCCAUAGAGCUAUCCACGGUCCCCACGCCCCACAUUGUGGUGACCAUUCUGGACAGCAAUGCCACCAUUGCCACGCUGAUGACAACGACGGGAGGACCUCCAACGCAGCACCACCAUCAUCACCAUCACCAUCACGAGCACGAGACGACGGGGCUGCCGGGGGAGAUCGUGAGCACUCUGCCGACCCCCAUCGACGACGACGACUACCACCAUCACCACCACUACCAUCCCCAUCACACGCCGCAUGUGGUUGUGACCACGCCCCUGCCGGUGGAGAUUACCACGGCAGUGCCCAUGCAAACGGAGGAUCUGAUUGGAGUACAGCAGCCGGCACCAGAGACCACAGCGGAGCCGUACGUUCCGCCAGAGACAACGCUGCCGCCACCUGCGCCUCCCACAACCCUGAGACCCAUGCCUCUGCCGACCCUCAGACCUGUUUCGCCACCAACGGAACCGCCCACAGCGGCUCCCACAAUGCCCCCCACUGCAGCUCCCACCUUGCCACCCACCCAGCCGCCCGCCACCCUGCCACCGCCAACGAUUCCACCAACGCCGCCCUCCACACAAUCCGCACAAACUCUGCCGCCGCCCACACAGCACGCAGUCGAAGUGCCGCCGGCGCAGACGAGGCAGCCCGUCACGGAGAGCAGCGAGGAGGUCGAGGGCUCCAACACAGUGGCCAGUGGAGGACGUCCGGGUGCUGGUGUGCCCGAGGAGAAAGCCGGAGAUGUGGACUGCAUCAAGGUGGGCUGCUACAAUGGCGGCACCUGCGUAACCACAUCGGAGGGUUCCAGGUGCGUUUGCCGCUUCGAUCGCCAGGGACCGCUCUGCGAGCUGCCUAUCGUCAUACGGAAUGCAGCCUUUUCCGGGGACUCGUAUGUGUCGCAUCGCAUCUACAAGGACAUUGGACAGCACGAGGCCCUGGACGCCGUUCUGCCCAUGCACAUCCAGCUGAAGGUGCGAACAAGGGCCACUAAUGGUCUGAUCAUGCUGGCCGCCGCCCAGGGCACGAAGGGCGGUCACUACAUGGCGCUGUUCCUCCAGAAGGGACUCAUGCAGUUCCAGUUCUCGUGCGGAUUGCAGACGAUGCUGCUGAGUGAGCUGGAAACGCCGGUGAACACGGGCCACGAAAUUACCAUUCGAGCUGAAUUGGACUUUAGCCGGAAUUACACACACUGCAAUGCCUCGCUGCUGGUGAACGACACAUUGGCCAUGUCCGGGGAUCAGCCGACGUGGCUGAAACUACUGCCCCAGCGACUGCAUACCCCCGAGGCGAUACUGAACACAUGGCUGCACUUGGGCGGCGCCCCCCAAGCCCCGAUUGGCCUGAUUAUCGAGUUGCCGCCAGCACAAAGCGGCACCGGCUUCACCGGGUGUCUCCACACGCUGCGCAUUAACGGACAAGGGCGCGAAAUAUUCGGCGACGCCCUGGACGGCUUCGGCAUUACGGAAUGCGGCUCUUUGGCCUGCCUGUCGAGUCCCUGCCGCAACGGUGCCGCCUGCAUCAAGAUCGAAACGAACGAUCUGGAUGAGAACGGGGAGAAGGCGGAGAAGUGGAAGUGCAAAUGCCCCACAGGCUACAUGGGACCCACCUGCGAGAUAUCCGUGUGCGAGGACAAUCCUUGUCAAUAUGGCGGCACCUGUGUGCAGUUCCCGGGCAGCGGGUACCUCUGUCUGUGUCCCUUGGGCAAGCACGGACAUUACUGCGAGCAUAAUCUCGAGGUGGCUCUUCCCUCCUUCUCGGGCAGCGUCAACGGUCUGUCCUCUUUUGUGGCCUACACGGUGCCCAUUCCCCUGGAGUACUCGGUGGAGCUGAGCUUCAAGAUCUUGCCCCAGACGAUGUCGCAGAUCUCCCUGCUGGCGUUCCUGGGCCAAUCGGGCUAUCACGACGAGAAGAGCGAUCAUCUGGCCGUGAGCUUCAUACAGGGCUACAUCAUGUUGACCUGGAAUCUGGGCGCCGGACCGCGUCGCAUCUUCACCCAGAAACCCAUCGACUUCCGGCUGGACGCGCCCCGAGUGCCCUACGAAAUAAAAGUGGGCCGCAUUGGACGGCAGGCCUGGCUCUCGGUCGAUGGAAAGUUCAACAUCACAGGCCGUUCGCCAGGCAGCGUCAGCCGGAUGGAUGUCCUGCCCAUCCUCUAUCUGGGGGGCCACGAAAUAGCCAACUUUAAUACCCUGCCACACGACCUGCCGCUGCACUCGGGCUUCCAGGGCUGCAUCUACGAUGUCCAGCUGAAGGCCGGCGCCGUGACAGUGCCCCUGCAGGAGACGCGAGGCGUCCGCGGUCGAGGAGUGGGUCAAUGUGGCACCCGGGAGUGCCACCGACACGCCUGCCAGCACGACGGCGCCUGUCUGCAGCAUGGAGCUACCUUUACUUGCAUCUGCCAGGAGGGCUGGUAUGGCCCGUUGUGUGCUCAGCCCACGAAUCCCUGCGACUCGUUCAACAAUAAAUGCUACGAGGAUGCCACUUGUGUGCCUUUGGUGAAUGGCUACGAAUGCGAUUGUCCUGUGGGACGCACCGGCAAGAAUUGUGAAGAGGAGAUCCGCUCCCUCAGCGAUGUCUCGCUCACCGGCAGACGCUCCUAUUUGGCCGUUCGAUGGCCCUAUCUCUACGACGCCGGCGACAAGCUGGGCGCCAAGCGCUCCCAAAUGGUUAGCUAUCGGAAUUUCACCAAGAAACUGAUGCCCCCGAAGCCCAUCUCGACGCCCAGCACGCACUUCGUGAUGAAGCUGCUCAAUGAAGUGGAGAAGCAGCGCAGCUUCUCGCCAGUGCCCCUCAUGGGCUCGAAGACCUUCGAGGAGCACCAUCGCGUGCAGUUCUUCUUCAUUGAGUUCCAGCUGCGUCCGCUGUCGGAGCGGGGCCUGCUCCUGUACUUCGGGACGCUGAACAACAACCAGGACAAGAAGAUCGGCUUCGUUUCGCUCUCGCUGCAGGGCGGCGUCGUGGAGUUCCGCAUCUCGGGACCCAGCACUCAUGUCACAGUGGUGCGCAGUGUCCGGAUGCUGGCCAUCGGCGAAUGGCACAAGAUCAAAAUGGCCCAAAGGGGCCGCUGGCUAACCCUCUGGGUGGAGGGCAGUGCCUCCUCGGCACUGGCCCCCUCGGCAGAGGUUCUAGUCGAACCGGACUCGCUCCUGUACAUAGGCGGACUCAAAGAUGUCUCCAAGCUGCCGCAUAAUGCCAUCUCGGGCUUCCCCAUACCCUUCCGUGGCUGUGUUCGCGGUUUGGUUGUCAGCGGCACAAGAAUUGUUCUCAACGAAACCAAUAUUCUGGAAUCUCGUAAUAUCCGGGACUGCGAUGGCACUGCCUGUGGCGGCGAUUCCUGUGAGUCUGGCGGACACUGCUGGCUGGACGAGAAGCUCCAGCCGCACUGCAUCUGUCCGGAGUAUGCCAAGGGCGAUCGCUGCGAAUAUUCCGAGUCCUGCAAGCUGAUACCCUGUAAAAACAAUGGCCGUUGCCUGCGCAGCGGACGCUGCUCCUGUCCCAAUGGCUGGGGCGGUUUCUACUGUGAAAUUGCCAUGAGUAAACCAACAACACCGAGCUUCCGUGGCAACAGUUACCUGAUCUUGCCGCCACCGCGCAUACCCAUGAAAGACAAGCGGCGCGGACCCUCGCUCUAUGUGCGACCCCGCGAAGCCAUUCAAAUCAGCCUCAAUUUCUCCACGAUCGAGCCGGACGGCCUGCUCCUCUGGAGCGAGCACGAUCGCCGCAAGUUCUUGGGCCUGGGCCUGGAGAACGGUCACCUGAAGCUGGCCAGCAAUCUCCUGGGCAGCAACAACGACACGGUCCAGGCCCCGGCCAGUGGCUUCAUAGCCGAUGGCGCCUGGCACUGGACGAGUGUGCUCUUGGAUCGCACUCGGCUGGAGCUGCAGCUGGACGGAGAGGUGAUCUUUACGGAACGAUUGCCGGAGGGCAACGUCAACGGCAACGGCAACGGCAACCGGCGGGAUGGGGCAACAACAACAACGACAACGCAGGCCACGGCAUUGGCCAACAGGCGAAGAGCAGCGGGCCAAGAGCCGACCAUUAGCUAUGAGGAUGUCUUUUAUUUGGGCGGCUUUCCCAAUCUGGAUUCGGUGACUAAGCGCACCCAGGGGCGCUACUUUGAGCCCUUUAAGGGCUGCCUGCAGGACAUACAGUUCGGGGCCGAACCAAAGGCCAUUAUCAGCGAUUUCUCGGCGUACCAGGGCGAGAAUAUUGGCUCUUGUGAUCUCCACGGUGAUGAGCCGAUUGUUGUAUAAAAAACAAAUAAGAAACGAGUAAAAAGUAAUCAAAAAAAAAAGAAUAACGCGAUUAUUGUGAAUUUUCAUGAUUCCAAAGUACGGGAGAAUGAGCAAAACCGAAGAAAAGACGAGAGAGAGAUGAUGAUGAAGAAGAGAGAACUACUUGUAAGCUAAGUGUUAAGACGAGAAUAUAGAGAAAAUGGGGAGAAUCGAGAGCGACAGCGAUUCCCCGGGCAUCAAUAUACACAGUUUUUGGGGCAAAAGCUAUCGAUUAAAGAUCGAUUGAUAUAAAGACAAGAAAAAUGGAACGUAAUUUUGUAAAUUUUAUAGAAAUAAAAACUGAAAAAAACUGAAAAAAAGACAAAAAGCUUAGACUUAAAAAAA